AUGGCGAAACGCCCGAGGAGCCCUUCUCCUAGCAAGGAUGCUUCGGGAAACUCAGAGCAUGACUUCUGGAUCUCCGAGGUAAUCGACGAUCGCGCAUCUCAAUUCCAGGCCUUCUUCUCUCCAACCAUGCCAGCAAAGGAGCUUCAGAAUCUGGAUCGAAUAAAAGAUGCCUCUCACCGCAUUUUAGCAUGGCGAAGUCCUUCAUCGCAAAGAACUUUGGUGGGUAACAAGCAUAUUCUCGAGACCGGCACAGACGACGAUGGAGAGCGAUAUGGAGGCCGUCACGUACUCAAGGUCAUUGAGGAAAUGCGUGUUGAAGGCGCUCUUGUUGUUGCGCGAUACUAUGGAGGAGUUAUGUUGGGACCCGCUCGGUUUGCCCAUAUUGAGAACUCUGCCAGGGAUGCAAUUCGGGCUUGGCGGCAGAAUGAAGACAGCGAAGGUCAGAAGCGUAGGCGAAUCGAAGACGAAGACAUGGAGAAAGCGAGUUUGAUCGUCGAACUGGCGGAUCGGGAUCAGAAUAUCCUGGUGUUGAGACGACUCCUAGAGGAGAAGACAAAACAAACUCAGCCGCAAGCAGAACAGAAAGGCCCCUCACGGCNNCCCCCUAUACCAGCACCUGAUUACAGUAGCAUGCCUCUUGAGCGCCUACGGCAGUUUGACAAAGCACGAGACAGUACUGUCGCGUUUCUUCUGAAGAAGAUUGACGAAGCAGAGAAGCAGAAUAGCCUGUUAAUCGCAAGCCCUGGUCCCGAGUCUCCCCCGCCUACACAAGCUGAGAAUACAAGAAAGAAUCUCAAUACCACUGCCACAGGAAGCAACGCUUCGAAGCAGGAGCCAGUCCCUGCUGAAGAAGAAAUGCGCAAAACUCCUCACGGCGUCGAAAACAAUUCAACUACGGAACCGAAGCAUAUUAAACAUGCACCUCUCAUGCCCUUUGAAGAAGAAUCAAGCGACGAUGACGUUGACAGCUAA
This is a messenger RNA of Aureobasidium musti, 972 nucleotides long. The record is from the annotation of a GenBank genome assembly. Lineage: Eukaryota; Fungi; Ascomycota; Dothideomycetes; Dothideales; Saccotheciaceae.